Molecule: messenger RNA, 2106 nt
Organism: Misgurnus anguillicaudatus (oriental weatherfish)
Lineage: Eukaryota; Metazoa; Chordata; Actinopteri; Cypriniformes; Cobitidae
Source: RefSeq, a predicted model, not a curated record
UAUUUAAAAAUGACUCCCGGUUUGUCUUGUUAAAUACUAUCACGGCAUUGGCUCUUUGACCCGUCACUCAGACCGUGCCGCAUCCAAUCAUUGAGCAGUUCACUCAUAUAAUUUUGGCGGCGGUCGGAAGAUGGCGGAAAAUUUGAAAGGUUGUAGAGUAGCUUGCAUUGCUACUCUAGACCAGCUGGAGGCGCUCUGUCGAGAGGAGGGUGUAUUGUGCCCCGAGCUCGGCAUCAACAGGCAAAAUCUCUCUGAUUAUGAGGUCGAAUACCUUUGUGACUACAAAAGAAAAGUCAUCACAGAUGGGAAGACCCAAACGGUACAGGAGGUAUUCCUGGUCAAAUGGAAAGGCUAUCCUGAAUCUUCAAACACAUGGGAACCACGAAGGAACCUGAAGUGCACAGAUCUGCUCAGUCAUUUCUGGACGGAUCUAAAUGCUGAGAUGCAGAAACAAAACAAGCGUGGCAUCCCACGACGGCUCGAUCCCUCCACCGCAUCCUACCUCACCCAGCGGGCAAAACUUCGCCAGACACUUAAACUGUGGGAGGUCCAUCUUAACAGCCUAGGCACCCACCAGGGCCAUAUCUACGUCACGAAUCAAGUGGAUCUGGAAGGCCCGCCUAAAAACUUCACCUACAUUAAUGACUAUAAAGUUGGCGAUGGGAUUAUGCUGAACGAGGUGUCUGUGGGCUGCGAAUGCACAGACUGCCUAAAUUGCCCCGUUGAGGGCUGCUGUGCUGGAGCGUCUCAGCACAAGUUUGCUUACAAUGAAAUCGGCCAGGUGCGCAUACGGCCAGGGAUGCCCAUUUAUGAAUGCAACAAGCGGUGCCGUUGCGGCCCAGACUGCCCCAACAGGGUGGUGCAGAGGGGCAUUCGGUAUUCCCUUUGCAUUUUUAGGACUGACAAUGGCAGGGGCUGGGGGGUAAAAACCAUGGAACGCAUACGAAAGAACACUUUCGUCAUGGAAUAUGUUGGGGAGAUCAUUACAACAGAGGAGGCAGAACGGAGAGGUACUGUGUAUGAUAAAGAAGGUGCCACCUACCUCUUUGACCUGGACUAUGUGGACGAUGAGUAUACAGUGGAUGCUGCUCACUAUGGAAACAUCUCUCACUUUGUCAAUCACAGCUGUGACCCCAAUCUUCAGGUCUACAAUGUGUUUAUUGAUAACCUUGAUGAACGGCUGCCACGCAUAGCAUUCUUUGCUACACGUGGCAUAAAGGCAGGAGAGGAGCUCACCUUUGACUACAAAAUGACGGUUGAUCCAGUAGAUGCCGAAAGCACAAAGAUGGAUUCUAAUUUCAGUCUGACAGGACUUCCAGGUUCGCCUAAGAAACGUACGCGAAUGGAGUGCAAAUGCGGGGUUGAAACAUGUCGAAAAUACCUUUUUUAAGAGAAAGUUCGUGCUAAAGAGAUCAUGUGUGAAUGUGAUGAAAACAUUUACAGAAUUUAAACUGUUUUAGGAUUUCAAAAUGCCUUAUUGAAUUUUAUGCCUUUGUUUUUAUAUUUCCCCAAGAUCAAACUUGACUUUUCACUCCGAAUCGUCCACUGUAUUGCUCAUUCGGAUUUCCAUUCUAAAACGUUUUAUGACAACUGACUUUUUUAUUCUAUAUUAAUUAUUAAUUUUAGUCAUAAUUAGCCUAAUGAGUAAAUAAGAACACAAAGGGAGCAUUAUUUCAAUUGUACGGCAGCUGUGUUAAAUUUUUUUAAAUAAUCAAAAUGAUCAUAAAUGUUUUAACUGUUUGAAUAGAAGGUUCGGUUCUUUUUAUGCUCUCAAAAACUUGUGUAAUUUUUCAGCCAUGUUUUUACCAAAUAUCUUAAUUAGGUGUCUGACCUAUAAAUAUGAAUAAUUUAAAAUGUCUUUUACUUGCAGCAUUUUGUGUUGCUUGUCAUGAAAUCUCCACAUGGGGGCAAAAUUGUGCUGUUUGUUAGAUAGGUGGACCUAUGAAGUUGGUUCCCCUUAAACAUACGCAAUGUUCUGUUUCGUGUAUAUAUUGUAACUAUCCAUUUGUCAAAAUAUAUUCAUUUUACUGUCAAACUGGUCUUUCAGUAACUGUGUAUAAUGAAUUAAUGUACACUCUCAGAAAUAAAGGUACAUGAAGGUACAAA